CUUUUGUUCUCCUUAGACCUCUAUGAAAAGGAAUGCAAUGGAGAAACAGUGGUUUACUGGCAAGUGAAGUACCCAUUUCCCAUGUCCAACAGAGAUUAUGUCUACGUCCGGGAACGGCGAGACCUGGACGUGGAUGGGCGGAAGAUCCUCGUGGUCCUGGCCCAGAGCACCUCCGUGCCACAGAUUCCUGAGAGGUCCGGUGUGGUCCGCGUGAAUCAGUAUAAGCAGAGCCUGGCGAUUGAGAGUGAUGGCAAGAAGGGGAGCAGAGUUUUCAUGUAUUACUUCGAUAACCCGGGUGGCCAAAUUCCGUCCUGGCUCAUUAACUGGGUCGCCAAGAAUGGCGUUCCUAACUUCUUAAAGGACAUGGAAAAAGCUUGUCAGAACUACCUCAAGAAAACCUAAGAAAGGAAAUAGUGUGUGCAUGGAAUGAUGAUUUGGAAGUGCCACAGCCAACCGAUGCUCAGCUUUCCUUUCACUUUUCUGUCUUCAGAGGCCUGCACACUGUCCCACACAUUGUCCCUGAGUGUUUGCCUGACGCCUGGCUUCCUUUCCCACUCCCCACCCCAGGACUGGCUGCCUUCUUCCUCUAUUGACUGUGGGUCAGAUUAGGGAAACUUUUGCUUGUUUAUUUUUAAAAAGGGAAGUCCUCAGUAGAGAACACAGUCAUUCCAUUGUGCCAUUUUAGGGGGAUGGGUGGGUGGAGGAACCACAACAAUGCAAGAGCAACGGAUCCCAGAAAGCUGGCUCCUGCCCAGAAUGUGGCUUCUCACAACCCAGGAGGGGCUGCUGGGAGCCCCAUCCCCUUCAGAGUGGACUCUCUGUGCACCGAGACUGGAAGACACGGGCUGAUGUCCAUUUGCCUCAUGCUUUGGUGUACUGAUUUGGCUGGGGUUUGAGGUGAUAAUCCAGUAAGUCUCUCUGCCAUUCCUAUUUGUGGAGGAUCACACUGUUUUGAUUCAAACCAUUCUGAGAAACAUUGCAGCCCUGACUAAGCACUUAAUGUGAUAACCAUAUUUUCUCAUUAUCCAUGUCUGGGUUUCUGUUUCCCACAUGCCCCUGGGGGGAGGCUGCUCAUACCUCACUUACUCUGCAUUUUAUUGGAAACUGAGGCAUCAUGAUGGCUCUGACAGUUAGCAAAAGUCAAGAUGCUCUGCACAGAGCCCUGUGAUAAAGUGUCUUUCUAGGCAAUAAAAUGAAUUUCCCUUCUAGAAUGUUUAGCGAUACUGAACGGACAAUAGUUCACAGUCAGGGAAAUAUUAAUUAGUGGAUCGACUGACUCUGCAUCUUUUUCUAAGGAAUUCUACCUAAGUUGCCUGCCUCUUCAACCACGAAAAGACGUCCAGUUUUCUCUUUUCUCCGGAAUUUUGGUAAGGCAAAAUAUUCUGUGGCUAAAGGCACAGCCUUCACGUUCUCAGGGAAAAAUUUUAACCACUGUGUGAUGGUACUGACCUUGAUUAGAGGUCAUAGAAAUUCAGGAUGUAAAUCCAGAAGCAGAGGAUUUACUAAAAUGGGAUAUGUCAGACUGUAUGUCUUCUCUCUGGGAAAAACAGAUUUAAUAUCAAUAAAUACAGAGUGACUUAAAA
Molecule: messenger RNA, 1583 nt
Organism: Ailuropoda melanoleuca (giant panda)
Lineage: Eukaryota; Metazoa; Chordata; Mammalia; Carnivora; Ursidae
Product: phosphatidylcholine transfer protein
Exons: 4
Molecular function (GO): phosphatidylcholine binding; phosphatidylcholine intramembrane carrier activity
Source: RefSeq, a predicted model, not a curated record